CAUUUCGUUUUCACGAGCAUUCUUACCCUCUCCUCCGGCGUCCCCUACGAUCCUUGAAUCCUCGCAAUAUCAAUAUCAAAAGUCAAACCUGGUUCGAGAAUCUCCAGUGUUCGACAUCACCCCUGUAGACGCAAUUCACACGGCAUACACUUUGCACAAAUCCCCGCUGGCGCAAGAGGUCAUUACUCCCGGUGAAGUCGAAUCAAUUUGGUCUACGACGUCAACCACACCUUCCGUUGUCACACGACUCAGGCAUGACAGUCUCUCCCUCUCCCUCCCUUCUUUGGUCUUUUGGGACCGAGCCUUCGUCGCGGAACCAGAAGAUAUUCGCUCCGAGAUGGACGCAAAAAAUCAAAACGCGCAACACCGUUCGCCAGCCAAGGACGCUUUGUCCAAAAUUCACUCUAAAACGGGGUCCCUGACCGGGCCAACACCACAAAAUGAGGCGGGAGCCUCAACAGCGUCAUCCCCUUCCCCUUCCCCUUCCCUUCUUGCACGCGUCCGGGCACGCGCUUCAACACUUCAUCCGUCAAUGAGAUUUUUCUUUCCAUCGACUAGUUCUACUACACCCGCGGCCCCGGAAGAGCAAAACGUUCAGGUUGCGACGACACAUACACAACCCCCGCGUGCCAACUCGGAAUCGCCUACCCCCUCUUCCAUGCCUGUGUCCCAAAUAAUCCCUGCUGGUACUACUACACUUCCAACUCUUCAAAAUAAACCAAUACAACCGGCGACGCCAAUCUCCUCUUCACCUCGACCCUCUAAAAUAUCUGGUCCGCCACGAUCAAACCGCCGUCUCUCGCGAACUCCGCCGAACACUCUUGAAGCAACUCUUCUUUCACAAGAAGUACCUCGCAUGGGAGACGACGACAAAGUUCUUCCUCUCCCUCCUUUAGAUCCAGCUCUCAAAGCCGUCGAACGUGCCAGCAAACUACUCAAAUCGACCGUUCGAUGUGCGGUCUGUGGUGACGACGGAAAGGAUUUCCCUCGAUGUGGCAAGUGUGGCGAAGCUUGGUGCAGUCGGGAGUGUAGGCUCAAGAACCUUCGAAUCGCUGGAACGAAGAGACACGUUUGCUGUUUGGAAAAAUUGGCUCAACAACGGAGGAGGAGGCUUAGUACUACUACCUCUGUCGCUACCGCUCCAGGGAGCAAUAUCAUGUGGGCGACCGCGCUCGCGGUGUAAUAGUUUUCUUUCUUUCUUUUUUUGGUUUGUCACUCCAUGUAGUACAUAGUUGGAUAAGUUUUCGUUUUCUCUCUCUCUCGCGUCGUUGAACCGCCGCUGCAUGCAUAUUUCCCCCCCCCCUUUUUUUUUCUUCUUCUUCUUCUUCUUCCUUUGCACUUAUUCCCAUUUCUUCUCGCGACCCCUCUUUGGAUACAAACAAAAAAUUUGGAGAUGAAUUGUCAUCCCAGCA
Molecule: messenger RNA, 1412 nt
Organism: Cantharellus anzutake
Lineage: Eukaryota; Fungi; Basidiomycota; Agaricomycetes; Cantharellales; Hydnaceae
Exons: 1
Coding region: 338-1183 (281 amino acids)
Source: RefSeq, a predicted model, not a curated record